UUAUGGAUUAAUGCUAAAUAAUCUUGUUUUAGGCAUUACUUAUGAUGAACCAGUACUUAGUUCAAAUGAUACUUUUCUUGAAGAAUUAGUUACUGAGGAAUAUAAUGUGCAACCAGGAACCUCUUUAAGUAUUGGUGGUGCCAAAUUUGGAGAAUCAGCAGUAGAAGAGAUUGAUGUUGAGCCAACUCCAUCUACAAGCAAUUUUCAUUUUGUGGAAGAUUUACAUACAUCAGGAUCAAUGAUUCAAACUCCCAAAUGCUUACCCCCUGGAAGCCUUUUUGAAAGUCCUAAGAAAGGAUCUUCCAUCAGUAUAUACUCUCCAAGGACACCUAAGCAACGCAGAGAUUUAAGGAGGAGAUUUAACCUCUUGCACCAUGCCAAUUCCACUAGAGCUGCUCAAUUGACACCUAAGGCCAAAACGUUUUAUGGAAUAGCAAGAGGUAUGGUGCGUCUGGCUCGAAGACUAGAUGUUGAAAAUUCUAACAUAAAGAAACGUCUGCAUGAAGUCCAAAAGUUUGCAGAGUCAGGUGACUUUAUGACAACUAAAGUUAACCAGAUAACACUUAACUUCAUACAUAGCCAGAUUGCCAUGCAGUCAAAAAGAAGUAGGGGUCGUCGUUACUCAUUAGAGGAUAAAAUUUUUGCAUUGUCUCUUUUAAAACAGAGUCCAAGAGGCUACCGUCUUUUGCAGAAGACAUUUGCACUGCCUUCGAGGAAGGUUUUAAUGGACCUUUUAAAUAAGGUUCCAUUUAGAACAGGCCUUAACAGGCAUAUCCUCGAAGCAAUGAAGUUGUCUGUACAGAAGAUGGAUGAAGCUGACAGGGUUUGCAGCGUAAUGUAUGACGAGAUGCAUCUGGAUGCCUCUCUUACUUACAAUGAAAAAACAGACUCCAUUGAUGGUUUUGUUGAUUGUGGAGGAGGGAGAAUGGAAAAAUUUGCAGACCAUGCUAUGGUUUUUAUGGCCAGGGGCUUAAGAAGAAAAUGGAAGCAGCCCAUUUGCUACUAUUUUUCCGAAAGUGGCAUGAGUGCUCCUGAUAUAGUUAGGAAUUUAAAAGAAGUCAUUCGAUCACUUCAAGAAAUUGGUCUGAAAGUUGUUGCCACUGUGUGUGACCAACUGUCCAUCAACUCAACCGCUAUUAAAAUGCUUAAGGAUGAAACCAACAGAAAAUACCAUCUAUCAGGAAAAGAAAAUAGAUGUUUGGGUUUUGAGGUUGAUGGAAGUGAGGUUGUUCCUCUUUAUGACUGCCCCCAUUUGCUCAAGGGAAUGAGGAACAACUUCAGCGAAUAUGAUGUGACGUUUAUGUGGAAAGAGGGAACACAAACUGCAUCAUGGGAGCAUGUUCAAAGUCUCUAUGAAUUAGAUGUGGGCGACUUUGACACACGAAUGUUAAAUAAAUUAACAGAUGCCCACAUCUACAAAGAAAAAAUGAAGAAGAUGAAAGUGAAACAUGCUGCACAAGUAUUCUCCCAUAGAGUAUCUUCAACUAUGAGGGGACUUGUAAAAUAUGGAAACGAAUGCCUUCCACAAAAUGCAUUGGGGACUGCCAAUUUUUUAAUGUUCAUGGACAAGCUUUUUGAUAGUGUUAAUGGAUCACUUAUGAAGCCAGAACAUGGUAAAAUGCUGAAAUGUGCGGUGACAAAAUCUUCCCCACAUAUUGCAUUUUGGGAUGAAGCCAUUGGUGUCCUGAAAACCAUCAAGUUCCAAAGAAAAGGAAAGGAUUUUGUCCCCCCAACGGUUAAAAAUUGGAUAACAACACUUCAUGGCUUUAAAUACAUCUGGAGAAAUCUCAACAGGAACAAGUUUGAAUUUCUUUGCACAAGAAAUUUAAACCAAGAUCCUGUUGAAAAUUUCUUUGGAUGUAUAAGAAGCCAUGGGGUUAGGAAUAUUAAUCCUACGCCCAGCUCCUUCACUGCUUCCUUUAAAAGCCUUAUUAUUAGCAAUUUUGUGUCUUCUCACUCUCCAGGUGCAAAUUGCGAGGAGGAUGAAAGUGAAGGAGCACUUAAUUCUUUAAAGAAUUUUCUAUCCUGCAAUAUAACUGUAGAGCCUGCUGUUUCUUUAGAAACGCCACAAGUUACUAAAGAAACAUUUCAAUUUUCAAAUAUCAAUGAAAUAAAUAAACAAACUCACUCUUAUAUUGCAGGAUACAUGGCAAGAAAAUUGUUAAAAAAAAUUGGGCAGUGUAGUUGUUGUAAAAAGGAACUAACAACAACAAGGUUGGAAAAGGAGCAUGGCCUUAUUGAGGCAAGAUCUUAUGGGCCUAAGGCACUUUUAAGACCAAAUAGCAACUUUACACAAAUAUUUGGGAUGUGCAACGAAGUUGUUCACCACUUUUUGCCCAAAAUCGCAUAUAAGAACAAUUUGCAAAAAAAAUUAAGAGAAAGGAUUAAUGAAUUUGUUCCUCUUAAUUUUUCUUGCAAAAAGCAUAAUCUGAACUUUUGUUUUGUUCAAAAGUUUUUAUCAUUUUACUUAUAUGUUUGGACAAAAAAUAUAAAUAAAAUCCUAAAAGGGACAGACUCGAGGAAUAUCAAUGAUCCAAUUAAAGUUAUGGCUUUAGAACGAUACAAAAAAUUUAAAAAAAGGAAGGAGGCAAUAACAAAACUAAAGAAAACUGUUAAUUAGUUUUGUAUUUUUUUGUAUUUUGUAUUAUUAUUUUCAAUUUUUGAGUUUGUAUUUCGUCAAUUAUAUUAAAUAUAAAAAAAUUCUGAUUUAAUUUCAUGUCUUUUUUAAUUACAAUUUGAAAGUAAUUUUUUUUAUACUUUCUAAUUUAAUGUAACUGUAUUAACUACAAACUCAAACAUUAAAAAUAUUUAUUCUAUUUGAUUAAAAUAUAUUGUUUUUUUUUGUUAAACAAGAAAUUUGCUAAGAGGCUGAAGAACCUUGUUUCUAAAAUCUAUUUUUUUCUAAUAAUAAAGAUCAUUUAUUAUUUAUUGGUCAAAAAAGUCGUUUUUGUGAAAAAUAUUUUUAGUAUU
This is a messenger RNA of Brassicogethes aeneus, 2970 nucleotides long. The record is from the annotation of a GenBank genome assembly. NCBI's taxonomy places the organism in Eukaryota, Metazoa, Arthropoda, Insecta, Coleoptera, Nitidulidae.